AAAACAUAUUGCAAUACUCGAUGCUCGUCUUCUGAUUCCCCCUCCGCAUGCUGCUCUCAUACCUACGAAAAGGAAGCCUACGUGCACCCCAACCCACUUCGGCAUGCCUACGAGUGAGCUCACGCCUAGCUGCCGCGGGAUCCCCACCCGGGCUUCGCUAGCUGUCGGUCUAAAACGCUCACUCACUCUGCAGCAGACACCUCUCAGCCCAUGUUUCGUUGAAGCAACUUGUCGAGACGCUGGAGGGGCACGAGCUCGCCAAAGGAAGAUUCUAUGCGCGAGGAAGCAGCAUCGUUACAUUUUGCCAUGGUCAGUUGCCAGAGCAUGAGGUCGAAAGCCGUCCCCCCUUAGCGAUGGCGGAACGCCCGGCUAUGCCAGCCGACCGAGCCUCUAAUCGAUACGCGCCGGCCGUGGUGGCUAUUGCGCGAUUGCCUAGCUUCGUGGGCGCAAACGGCAGCUAUAUCUCUCAACACCCUCGUCGCUUUAGCAGGCUAUACCGAGUACGUCCCUGCCGCGCCUCAAGGGCUGAUUGACUAGCUGGGAACAUGCCCCAAGCUCCUGAGUACCAUCAAUGUCUCACUUCGUCAAGUUGGCACCUGACCGCUGGGGGCGAUGUUUUCAAGCCACGGCCGGGAUAUGGCCUGGCCGCCAAGGCUCUAUUCACUGAAGAACAACACCAACCCCCAAAGAAUACCAAAUCCUCGAGGGACGGCGUUUGGGAAGCAAUCACAGACUCGAAAUACGCGCUCAGGUCUAGGCAGACGUCCCCCUAGGGAUCCAGGUUGGAUCGCAUCGCCAUAAACUGUCGACUUUCUACUCUGGUGGAAGAGACUUGAAUCGACGAGGGUCUAAAAUUAGUUAGACCUGGGGUGCUACGAUAGAGUUGUACGAGAUAACAAUGAACCUUGCAAGGCAUACUCGGUGGCGGUGGUAUCCCCACCAGCCUCCUCUACAAAAGUACAAAGAGCACCGCACAGGUCAGUCCACACGACCUCGCUACAGCUCUUACUGCUUCCCUGGUGUCAACCAUGACCUCGACGCCUGACAGACGUAUUUUGACACCUCGCAGUCGAACGUCUGCCUUCCAGCGGAGCCCAGCAUUUGCAGAUGUCAAUUCAUUCGUUUUGAAGGUGAAUCUUGACGACGCUCCGAAGACUCCCUCUCCAGCUACACCCCAGUUGGAGUGGUCUGAAUCGCCGCCAGCGACUGAGGACCCUCCCACUCCUGCAAAUAACUUCGAGCCUGACAAUCUCACACUCUUUCCGGAUUCUCCUCUCGCAGCUCGCAAGACCGUUCUCGAACAAAACGUUAUCCCUCUGUAUACCCCUUCGCAGCCUGAUUCAGAUGUGCCGGAGCAACUAUUGUCACAACUACACAGUGAGACCGGUCGAAGCAAACGGCUUUUCCAGAAUGAGCUCUCCAGGGCGACUUUGGACGCCUCCUCUCAGCUGCCAUCACUCCCCUCAAGUGGCCGUCCAUCUAAUCCUGCUCAGCCCUUGAUCAAGGUUGAAGAAGAGGAAGAGUUGUCCUUGAAAACAUCCCUACAACCUUUCUAUAUCAGCCCCAGUCAAACUGCAUAUCGCAAUGAUCCCGCAGGCAGGGUCGCUGCCGUUGCGGUUGGCAUCAAACAAGAAGAUCGUCCGGUUUUAUCUGACGACUUUGCGGCCACUGCAACUCUGGCCGACACGGUCGCGACCACAUCCGCAACUGAACCUUCUCCUCAGCACUCUGAGAAGAAGAAACCUUUAUCACUCUCGUUAGUAUGGUCAUUGACCACGAAGCUGUCCACCAUCUUGCCUUUUGAGGCAGUUGAAAGAUUCGACUCCAAGCCGCUGCAAUGCGUUGCAACAACAAAGGAGGGCGAAAGAUGCCAAAGGUCGGUCGCGCUUACAGCGCAUAAAUCCUUUAGCACGGAACUGCGAACGGCACUCUCGUCAUUGGAACGCUCGUUCGAUUUUGGAGCCUUUGCAGAACAUAUGGGCCCACUAAUUGAAGGUAUAUUAUGUGCACAGUCGCACAGAAAACCGGCUAGGAAGUGUUUGGAAGAAUUAUGCUCCUACUCCUGGCGACCACGGGAUAUAGCCACCACGAAACCACACCAAGCCAAGGCUAUUGCAGACGGCAUUGAGAGUAUAUUCAGACUCUGGACCGCGGCUUUGGUGAUACCUCCGACAGCUGCCGAAGAAACGCCCGUCCCAAUAAAGGAAGAACUUGUUGCUGUGCGAAGCACACCUUGCUCUGCAUCUGCCCCGUCUGCACCGGAAACGGAACUGGAAUCUACGGCCUUUCACUAUGCCAGUCCGAAAGCAACGGUAACGUCAAACGCCACGAAGCUGCAUGCCACAGAUAAAAAUUCCACUAUAGCAUUGGGAGGAAUAGCAACUAGGACCACAUCGAAGCCGACUCUUCAGUCGACUCACUUGAACCACAAAUUUGAGAAGUUUCGUUACUCUAAGGAAAAGCGAAACGCUACGCCCCAGGAAUUGAUUCGCCAGACCCUUCUGAAACCCUUAACGAAGGCAGACAUGCGGCGUUCAGGAUUUAUAUACGUCUUCUGGCAUCCGGGCAGCUUGGGUUACGUCAAAAUCGGCUACGCUACGGACGUGGAGGAGAGACUUAAAAGGUGGCGAGGGCAAUGUGGAUUCGAGCUCGAGCAGCACAAGAGUCAAGAAUCGAGGCCCAUCGCGCGGGUCCGCCAUUUACACCGAGUCGAGUCGCUUAUUCACGCCGAACUCAAAGACUACCGGGUGUUCGAGCCACGGUGCAGGGGGUGCGGGAUAAGCCAUAAGGAGUGGUUCGAGGUCGACCCGAACUAUGCUCUGAAGGUAGUGGAAAAAUGGACCAGUAGGUCUCUUUACUCUGGGGGCGUUUUGGAUCCCAGUAUCAUGGAGGAAAUUGACAACCUGUGCGAACUGACCAAAGCCGAGACCUACCCUCCACGGCAACAUCCCAAAAAACAUCCCAAAAAGCCCACACGGAAGCAUAGUGGUCGCCAUCGUAAUUCAAAGUAAUGCUACUGCAGCACAAGGUUUGCUCUGUUGGCUUGAGCGAAGGUUGGACCGUUAGAGACGGAGAGACAAAAUAGUCGACGUUGAGGUUGUUUCAUUUGCCAAUUUAACCGCAACGGACAUCACGUAUUCUUGCAGAGGAUAUCUUCAUUCGUCGUGUAUAAGAUGCUUUAUAUCCGGCCGAGGAUACAAAGGACGACGGAUAUAGCGGAUUCAAUCUAUCGCCGGCGUUCUGGUGAGUUUGUCCUUUUAGGGUUCCUCCUCGGGCACGGCCAAAAGCCAAAUGAGACCGACGUCCAGAGAUUGAAAAGGUGAGAGAUAGCAGUUCGUGGGUACAAAACCGGCACUGUCAGUUCUGUAUCUGCAAUAUCUCUCUGGCUCUUGUCGAGCUUGGACGGGGUCGGGCAACCGAGAGACACGGGAAGAAAGCAAGACGCGACUGGCACGACAGGUCUUCGAAUCCUGCG
Molecule: messenger RNA, 3475 nt
Organism: Cladophialophora immunda
Lineage: Eukaryota; Fungi; Ascomycota; Eurotiomycetes; Chaetothyriales; Herpotrichiellaceae
Exons: 1
Coding region: 1029-3011 (660 amino acids)
Source: RefSeq, a predicted model, not a curated record